AGGAGGGGUUUCUGUGUCACUCAUUUCUCGGCGUGAACGUCUUUCCGCCGGCGGUUCAUUCACGCUUCAGACUCCUGCUUUGCUUCACGUCGAGCUUCUACCUCUUUGCUGCUCACUUCAUUAAAUCAUGAAGAUCUGGACCUCAGAACACAUAUUCAACCAUCCUUGGGAGAUGGUGACGAAGGCUGCUAUGCAGAAAUAUCCCAAUCCUAUGAAUCCCAGCGUAGUUGGAGUGGAUGUUCUGGAGCGAAACGUCGACCAACAGGGCCGCCUCCGAAGUACAAGGCUGCUCAGCACAGAGUGGGGUCUGCCAUCCAUUGUGAAAUCUCUCAUUGGAAACGUACGGAGCUGCACCUACAUUCAGGAGAGCUCCGUUGUGGAUCCCAAAGAGAGAACGUUUGAACUUCAAUCCUCAAAUAUCACCUUCACAAACAUGGUGUCUGUGGAUGAAAAGUUAACCUACAAACCACACCCUGAAGAUCCAGAAAGGACAAUACUGACUCAAGAAGCUAUCAUCUCAGUGAAAGGGGUCAGUCUCAGUAGUUACCUGGAAGGUGUCAUGGCAAACACAAUCUCCUCCAAUGCUGGAAAGGGUCGUGAAGCCAUGGAGUGGGUGAUCAGACGGCUGAAUGCAGAGAUCGAGGAGCUGGCAGCCACAGCGCGAGGAACCAUCCGAACUCCAAUGGCGGCUGCAGUCACAGACAAAUGACUACCUCAUUAGUUUAGAGACUAUAAAUCAAGAUUCCCAGCCUUCCUUUAUGAUGCUCCGGUGCCGUAUUGGUGCUCUGGGUUUUCUGCAUUGUUUCUAGGGUACACUUGUAAACUCUACUGUCUACAUCUGAUGUAUUUAAAGCGGCGGACUCCAGCAUAAAGGAUUGCUGAACGUUUCCAGGGCAGCACCGCCACCAACGGGCAUCAGCUGGAGGAGCGUGUGGCACACUCAGGGAAGGGUUUAAACUCCACUGGCAUAGCAGGCAGUAACUGAACCAGAAACCAAGAAAAAAGUGCCAAAGCAGACAUUGCUUUUUGUCCAGCCUCUCGCACACAAACGCCUCUGCCAGCUGUGCUUUGAUAUUUUUUCAGCAGACGCCUGAAUGUCAUUUAGUCUGCAGGGUUCAACUGGAUUGUAAAGAGUUUUUAUUCACAUUCAGAGGAGGGUUUAACUACUAAUGAUUUGUGAUGGCAGAAAACUACGAGUUAACCCAGCGUUAAAAUGUUAUUUGUGAAUGAAGGUAGGAACAAACAAGUAGGUCAAAGUUUCAUAGUUUGAAACUUUCUCUAUAGUUCCCUAUGGGACCGCAGCAAUACUUGGACUCUGUACUAGGAAACGUGCAGACCUGAUUCUAAACUGUAUUUAAGAAUUUAAUGAAGGGAUCAAACUUGCCAUAUUUAUGCUUUUCUCUUGGUGGAAAGGCGCUUUCCAGUACAUUGUGAAGUGUAUCUAAAAGGGUCUUCUCUCACAACUUUUUAUGUAUAUUUUAAACUGUUACUAAAUUUAUUUAUUUGUGUUUGUUUUUAAAUAUUUGUGGGUUUUUGACUAUUAAAAAUAUACAUUCUUUAAACUUUA
Messenger RNA from Cyprinodon tularosa, 1567 nucleotides. It is a transcript of the gene prelid3b, whose product is annotated as PRELI domain containing 3. The transcript has 6 exons. Gene Ontology annotation, biological process: phospholipid transport. The record is from RefSeq and is a predicted model, not a curated record. NCBI's taxonomy places the organism in Eukaryota, Metazoa, Chordata, Actinopteri, Cyprinodontiformes, Cyprinodontidae. Bases 128 to 709 code for a protein of 193 amino acids. Gene Ontology annotation, cellular component: mitochondrial intermembrane space. Gene Ontology annotation, molecular function: phosphatidic acid transfer activity.